Molecule: messenger RNA, 273 nt
Organism: Perkinsus marinus ATCC 50983
Lineage: Eukaryota; Perkinsozoa; Perkinsida; Perkinsidae
Exons: 2
Coding region: 1-273 (90 amino acids)
Source: RefSeq, a predicted model, not a curated record
AUGCUCGCGGAAAUUUCUUGGGCAGAUCCCGAAGAGCAUUGGCCACCGGGAAAUAGAGCCGGGGAUCUGCAGUUGCCCUCCGAAUUGAAUAGGAAACUGUUUGUCUACAACUCACGGCAUACGUGUGGGAGGAAGCGAUCAACGGUCCUUAUGGUGACACAGGGUGACAGGCAUAAGCCGAUCCUUACACUCAACCGUGAGGAGUUUGAAGGGGUUAUGGCUGCAAGGGAGGAGGCGGAGAGAGAGAUCGUCAAUUUUGGUAAGAAGCUCUGA